AUGCCCUCCUCCACCAUGCCCUCCUCCAACAGCAGCAGCGAGUACUGGAUCGAUGGCUCCCACCGUGAGGUGGCCCUGGAAGAUUUCUAUGUCGUGGGCCCUGAGCUGGGAAGGGGAGCCACCUCCGUGGUGUACAGCUGCAAGGAGAGGGGCACAGGCGCCCCCUAUGCUGCCAAGAUACUGAAGAAGACGAUUGACAAAAAGAUCGUGAGGACAGAGAUUGGGGUCCUGCUGCGUCUCUCACACCCCAAUAUCAUCAAGCUGAAGGAGAUUUUUGAGACAGCCUCUGAGAUCACGCUCAUCCUGGAGCUGGUGACGGGAGGAGAGCUCUUCGACAGGAUCGUGGAGAGAGGCUUCUACAGCGAGCGAGAUGCGGCACAUGUCGUCAAGCAGAUCCUGGAAGCUGUCUCGUAUUUGCAUGAAAAUGGAGUUGUCCACCGUGACCUGAAGCCAGAGAACCUGCUCUAUGCAGACCUGUCCCCCAAUGCUCCCCUUAAAAUCGGUGACUUUGGGCUCUCCAAGAUUGUGGAUGAACAGGACACGAUGAAAACGGUCUGUGGGACACCAGGGUACUGUGCUCCUGAAAUCCUCCAUGGGUGCCCAUAUGGCCCUGAAGUGGAUAUGUGGUCUGUGGGUGUCAUCACCUACAUCCUGCUCUGUGGCUUCGAGCCCUUCUUUGACCCACGAGGGGAUCAGUACAUGUACAGCCGCAUCCUCACCUGCGACUACGAGUUCGUGUCCCCGUGGUGGGAUGAGGUUUCCCUCAAUGCCAAGGACUUGGUCAGAAAACUGAUUGUCCUGGAUCCCCAGAAGAGACUGACUGUCUACCAGGCUCUGGAGCAUCCCUGGGUCACUGGGAAAGCCGCCAAGUUUGCUCACAUGGACAGCACACAGAAGAAGCUGCAGGAAUUCAAUGCCAGGAGGAAACUGAAGGCUGCCAUGAAAGCCGUGGUGGCUUCCAGCCGCCUGGGCAACCACGGGCACCACGACUGCUCCCGCAGUGGGCACAGCCAGAGGGGUCCCCAGGCCACCUGCCUGCCUCAGGACACUGGGACCACCAGCCCUGAAGCCACCACCACUGAGGACCUCGAUGCUUUCCAGAGCAACUGCCCCACCAUGUCCAAGGUUCCUGUGACCGGCGCUGGCUGCAAGAGCUAA
Molecule: messenger RNA, 1158 nt
Organism: Colius striatus (speckled mousebird)
Lineage: Eukaryota; Metazoa; Chordata; Aves; Coliiformes; Coliidae
Product: calcium/calmodulin-dependent protein kinase type IV
Exons: 11
Coding region: 1-1158 (385 amino acids)
Biological process (GO): protein phosphorylation
Molecular function (GO): calcium/calmodulin-dependent protein kinase activity; calmodulin binding; ATP binding
Source: RefSeq, a predicted model, not a curated record